Molecule: messenger RNA, 3684 nt
Organism: Balaenoptera musculus (blue whale)
Lineage: Eukaryota; Metazoa; Chordata; Mammalia; Artiodactyla; Balaenopteridae
Gene: TUBGCP4
Product: tubulin gamma complex associated protein 4
Exons: 18
Coding region: 630-2630 (666 amino acids)
Biological process (GO): mitotic cell cycle; microtubule nucleation; spindle assembly
Cellular component (GO): spindle pole; equatorial microtubule organizing center; gamma-tubulin complex
Molecular function (GO): gamma-tubulin binding; microtubule minus-end binding
Source: RefSeq, a predicted model, not a curated record
GUCAUGGGUCUCCUGAGGACGAGCUCGGGUGCUGGCCAAGCGCUCCGAGGGCUGCAAGGUUCGCGGGUGCGGGGUUCCGGCCUCUUUGUCUUCUCUCCCUCCGGCCAGGUCACUCUCGAAAGCCGUCGUGAGCCCCUCCAGAGGCCUCCGACCGGGCUAAGCGCCCUGAGAGCACCCUCCGACCCACUCCUGGGAUAUUCUCCCUCUCGGGCUGUCGCUCAACCCACUCGCAUUUCUGACCGCGGGCUAGCCUCACCCGCUCGGGGUAGGGCUCCAGCCCGGGUUCUCCAGCCUCCCAGUCCAGCUCCCAAACCGGAAGUCCGAGCGGCCCACCCGGGGGCUGGAGGCGCAUGCGCAAGAGAACCUCCCGCGACUCCUGCGGAGCACCCGCUGGAGCCAACGAGUGGGCCCAGCCGAGCGCGGCUCACUUCCGGGACGCGGCGCGCCGACCCCUUCCCGGCUUCCCGUCAGCUCUCCUCAGCAGUAGUCUCGGCGGGUACAGUCAGGAGGAACUGCCCGUCCCGGGAUCCUGUGCGCGUGUAGAGGAGGGAGCGCUCGCCUCUUUGGUCGCCUGGUGAGGCUCUGGAGGAGGGUGCGACGGAUAUAGGGACUCGAGGUCCGCCGCGGGAAUGAUCCACGAACUGCUCUUGGCUCUGAGCGGGUAUCCAGGGUCCAUUUUCACCUGGAACAAGCGGAGUGGCCUGCAGGUGUCACAGGACUUCCCAUUUCUCCAUCCCAGUGAAACCAGUGUCCUGAAUCGACUCUGCCGGCUGGGCACAGACUACAUUCGUUUCAUCGAGUUCACUGAACAGUACACGGGCCAUGUGCAGCAGCAGGAUCACCAUCCAUCUCAGCAGGGCCAAGGUGGGUCACAUGGAAUCUACCUAAGGGCCUUCUGCACGGGGCUGGAUUCAGUUUUGCAGCCUUAUCGCCAAGCACUGCUUGAUUUGGAACAAGAGUUCCUGGCUGACCCCCAUCUCUCCAUAUCACAUGUCAAUUACUCCUUAGAUCAGUUCCAGCUCCUUUUCCCCUCUGUGAUGGUUGUAGUAGAACAAAUUAAAAGUCAAAAGAUUCAUGGUUGUCAAAUCCUGGAAACAGUGUACAAACACAGCUGUGGAGGUUUGCCUCCUGUUCGCAGUGCACUAGAAAAAAUCCUGGCCGUGUGUCACGGGGUCAUGUACAAGCAGCUCUCAGCCUGGAUGCUACAUGGACUCCUCUUGGACCAGCACGAAGAGUUCUUUAUCAAACAGGGUCCAUCUUCUGGUAAUGUCAGUGCCCAGCCAGAAGAGGAUGAGGAGGAUCUGGGCAUUGGGGGACUGACAGGAAAACAACUGAGAGAACUCCAGGACUUGCGCCUGAUAGAAGAAGAGAACAUGCUGGCACCAUCUCUAAAGCAGUUUUCUCUGCGAGUGGAGAUUCUGCCAUCCUACAUUCCAGUGAGGGUUGCUGAAAAAAUCCUGUUUGUUGGAGAAUCUGUCCAGAUGUUCGAGAAUCAAAAUGUAAACCUGACUAGGAAAGGAUCCAUUUUGAAAAACCAGGAGGACACUUUUGCUGCAGAGCUGCAUCGUCUCAAGCAGCAACCCCUCUUCAGCCUGGUGGACUUUGAGCAGGUGGUGGAUCGUAUACGUAGUACUGUGGCUGAGCAUCUCUGGAAGCUGAUGGUGGAAGAGUCAGAUUUACUGGGUCAGCUGAAGAUCAUUAAAGACUUUUACCUUCUGGGACGUGGAGAACUGUUUCAGGCCUUCAUUGAUACAGCUCAACACAUGUUAAAAACACCACCCACUGCAGUAACUGAACAUGAUGUGAAUGUGGCCUUCCAACAGUCAGCACACAAGGUGCUGCUAGAUGAUGACAACCUCCUCCCUCUGUUGCACUUAACAAUCGAGUAUCAUGGAAAGGAGCAUAAAGAUGCUACUCAGGCAAGAGAAGGGCCUUCUCGGGAAACUUCUCCCCGGGAAGCCCCCGCAUCCGGCUGGGCAGCCCUAGGCCUUUCCUAUAAAGUGCAGUGGCCACUACACAUUCUCUUCACACCUGCUGUCCUGGAAAAGUACAAUGUUGUUUUCAAGUACUUGCUGAGUGUGCGCCGGGUACAAGCUGAGCUGCAGCACUGCUGGGCCCUACAGAUGCAGCGCAAGCACCUCAAGUCCAACCAGACCGACGCAGUCAAGUGGCGCCUAAGAAAUCACAUGGCCUUCUUGGUGGAUAAUCUUCAGUACUACCUCCAGGUUGACGUGCUGGAAUCUCAGUUCUCACAGCUGCUUCAUCAAAUCAAUUCUACCCGAGACUUUGAAAGCAUCCGAUUGGCUCACGACCACUUCCUGAGCAAUUUGCUGGCCCAGUCCUUUAUCUUGUUGAAACCUGUGUUUCACUGCCUGAAUGAAAUCUUAGAUCUCUGCCACAGCUUUUGCUCGCUGGUCAGUCAGAACCUGGGCCCACUGGAUGAACGUGGGGCCGCCCAGCUGAGCAUCCUGGUGAAGGGUUUUAGCCGCCAGUCUUCACUCCUAUUCAAGAUUCUCUCCAGUGUUCGCAAUCAUCAGAUCAACUCGGAUUUGGCUCAACUACUGUUACGACUAGAUUAUAACAAAUAUUACACCCAGGCUGGUGGCACUCUGGGCAGUUUCGGGAUGUGAGAAUUUCUGGUCCACAAACUAAGUAAGUCAAUCCCCUGCGUUGUAACAGAAGAUUCAAAACAAACAUCCCAUUCUCUGGCCAGACACUGUAUGUAUGUCUGCAGCUACUGGAAAAGCUCUACCUUUUCUCCUAGAAGCAGUUAUUGAACAUCCAUGGAUACAAAUCCUCCCCCCUCCUUCCCAUGUGGAAGGGGCACCUGCCCCACCUUAGGGGAGUUCUUAACUCAUCCACCAAGGAGGACUUGUGGCGUCAGCCCUCCCUCUGCUGACCAUGCAGGAUCUGUUACAUUGAGAACAUUCGUCGGAUAUGUUCAUUUACUGAGCACUUAUGUGCCUAGGUACUGUUCAAACUGGGAGAGACACAGCAGUAAGCUAUACAGAUCAGAACGUUAAAUGGCUCAUGUGAAAAAGGAAUUACAUUUAUUAAUAAGUCAAAUUCUGGAUGUUACCACUGAGCAAGAAAGGCACCAGGUAAGACAGGCUUCCCCACACCCCACAGACCUCCUUUCCUCUUUCAGAAAUUAAAACUGAGCGUCUCCUAUCCUUAAGGAUCUUUAAAACUGUGAAUCUGAAGAAUUUUACCAGUAACUUCCAAUUAUUUCAGAUUGGUAAGAGGGUAAUAAUUCUGGCUAUUGACAAUGUAUUCAAAGUAUUUUUUAACAAAGAAAAAAGGUCCUUAAGAAAAAAAGUUGUUAGAUUUCGAAUACUGAAAGAUGCAGGUCUAAUUAUCCCAUCUUAGAAGGACCACAGGAGUAAUCUGGCCCAACCAUCACUGAUAACCAUCAAUCUCAUAUCAGUGUGAACCAAAAUAUUCAUUGAAUUACCCCCUCCAAACUGAAAAAGAAUGCAGCAUUCUGGCCUCGUGUGUAGCCACUCAAUCUGGUCCUCAUCUCUACAUCUUCCACCACAUACUAUACACCCUUAUUCCCUGUAAUUGCCAGCUAAAGAUGACCCCUUCCACUGCUUCCUCUGGAGCAGAGGUUAGCAAACUAUGGCCAGCCACCUGUUUUUGUAAAUAAAGUUUUAUUGGGACACAGUCACACUCAUUUGCUUA